This is a messenger RNA of Empidonax traillii (willow flycatcher), 3081 nucleotides long. RefSeq names its product elaC ribonuclease Z 2 (gene ELAC2). The transcript is spliced from 24 exons. Gene Ontology annotation, cellular component: mitochondrion. Gene Ontology annotation, biological process: mitochondrial tRNA 3'-end processing. NCBI's taxonomy places the organism in Eukaryota, Metazoa, Chordata, Aves, Passeriformes, Tyrannidae. The record is from RefSeq and is a predicted model, not a curated record. Bases 7 to 2454 code for a protein of 815 amino acids. Gene Ontology annotation, molecular function: 3'-tRNA processing endoribonuclease activity.
UGGGCCAUGUCCGAGGGCCCGUCGGCGGCGCGGCCCGCGCGGCGGCCCAAGGACGUUCCGCGGCACGUGUGGGCCCGCGAGCGGCGGCGCAGCGCGGGCGGGGGCCUGGCCGGGCCCAACACCGUGUACGUGCAGGUGGUGGCGGCCGGGACGAGGGACGCGGGGGCGGCCGUGUACCUGUUCAACUGUGGCGAGGGCACCCAGCGGGCCAUGCAGGAGCACAAGCUGAAGAUCUCCCACCUGGACAGCAUCUUCCUCAGCAGGGUGGCCUGGGCCAAUGUCGGGGGGCUGCCAGGUAUGAUUCUCACCUUGAAGGCUAUAGGGCUUCAGAGAUGUAUGUUCCUGGGGCCACCAAAGCUGCAAAACUAUUUGAAGGCCAUUCGCCUCUUUCCCGGGCCCCUCAAAAGGAUGGAUUUAGCUGUGCAGUUACACACAGAGCCCGAGUACAAGGACGAGACAAUGACAGUCCACCAGAUACCUCUGACAGGAAAACCACUGGUUGCUGAUAGUAAAUCACCCCAGAGUCCUGGAGCAUCAACCCAAGGUGGAAACAGCCCUAAAGGGGACACAGGGCCUGGAUCCCCGAGAGCUGCACAGCAAAGCUUGGAGGAGAGCAAAGGAAAUAAAAGCCCAAAGAAAACAGGUGAUGAGCAGAAGUGUGCCAGGAGGAAUCCUGACCUGGUGAUGGCUUUCCUCUGUAAAAUUCACCCAAAGAAGGGGAAAUUCCUGGCAGCUAAAGCCCAGGAGAUGGGGCUGCCAGUGGGAACUCCAGCCAUCCUUCCCAUAAUUACAGCUCUCAAAAAUGGGGAGAGCGUCACUUUUGAAGGCAGAGAGCUGUUCCCUGAGGAGCUGUGCACCCCCACGGAUCCUGGCCCCGUGUUCCUGGUGCUGGAGUGUCCUCACGAGGGCUUUGUGGAUGCUGUGUGUGAGAACGAGACCUUCCGCAGGUACCAGGAGGGACUUCCUGAGAACCAGGUGGCCUUGGUUAUUCACAUGACUCCGGAGUCAGUGCUCCGAGACAGCCGCUACCAGCAGUGGAUGGAGAGAUUUGGCCCCGGGACUCAGCAUCUGGUGCUCAAUGAGAACUGCUCGGCUGUGCACAACCCGCGCAGCUACAAGAUUCAAACUCAGCUGAACCUCAUCCACCCCGAGAUCUUCCCCCUGCUCACCACCUACCAGAGCAAGGAAGCGGAGGCCGAGUGCUUGGUGCCCAUCGUGCGAGGGGAGUGCCUCCUCAAGUACCACUUCAGGCCACAGCAGGAGUGGCAGAGAGAUGCUGUGACUGUCUGUGAUCACAACACCUUUGUUAGUGAAGCCUUGGACCUCCCUGACUUCCAGACCCGUGUGAAAGAGUGCAAAGAGAGCCUGUCUGCUGUACCAGGAAAUGUGGGUGCUUAUCCUGAAAUCGUGUUCCUGGGAACAGGAUCUGCAAUUCCAAUGAAGAUCCGAAAUGUCAGUUCCACACUGGUGAACACCAGCGCUACCCGCUCCCUCCUCCUGGACUGUGGAGAAGGAACCUUUGGGCAGCUGUGCCGUCACUAUGGACAGCAGGUUGACCAAGUGCUGUGUAACCUCGUGGCUGUGUUUGUGUCCCACAUGCACACGGACCAUCACUCGGGGCUGGUGAACAUCCUGAUGGAGCGAAGGAGAGCUUUUGCAGCCCUUGGUCAGGCUUUCAGCCCUCUGUUUUUGGUAGCACCUGAGCAGAUCAUGCCUUGGCUACACGAGUACCACAACCACUGUGAGGCGAUUCUUGAAGACAUCAGAAUGAUUCCUUCUCAGUCUCUUGUGAAAGGCUGUGAGAACAUCAGGCCUAAAGCCAAGGGGUUUGUGAGCUCUCUGUUAGAGAGCUAUGACCUGGCUGAGUUUCAGACCUGUGAAGUCCAGCACUGUAAAAAUGCUUUUGCGUGUUCACUGAUCCACAAAUCUGGCUGGAAAGUAGUCUACUCUGGGGACACAAUGCCCUGCAUGGCCUUAGUGCAAAUGGGUAAAGAUGCCACCCUGCUGAUCCACGAAGCCACACUGGAAGAUGGCCUGGAAAAAGAAGCUAUAGAGAAGACCCACAGCACGACCUCCCAGGCAAUCCAGACGGGGAUGAAGAUGAAUGCAGAGUUCAUCAUGCUCAACCACUUCAGCCAGAGGUACGCCAAGAUCCCGCUCUUCAGCGAGGACUUCAGCGACAAGGUUGGAAUUGCCUUCGACCAUAUGAGGGUACGUUUCGGUGACUUCCCAACCAUCCCGAAGCUGAUCCCGCCGCUGAAGGCUCUGUUUGCAGAUGACAUCGUGGAGAUGGAGGAACGCAAGGAGAAGCGGGAGCUGCGGCUCCUGAAGGAGACGGCCCUGAUGCUGGACAGACUGACUGGGGGGGAGAACACGGGGGCAGCGUGCCAGAAACGGAGACAGGCCAAGAACCACCAGGAAGUACCAGACAAGAAACUUAAAACAGUGAACUGAGAGAGGCACAGCUGGGAAUGCUCUGCUCUGAGAGAGGGCCCUUGCUCUCCACAGGCCUCGGGAGCGCGCGGUGCUGCCGGCACAGCAGGAAAGGGGCUGGCCUUGGUUCUGGGCUUGCUUGGUCAUCGUGGACCUCCCUGGACUGCAGCUCCAACAUCUGCCAGCAGUGCCAGUCCUCGUGGAGACAGGAUCUGCUCACACAGCUCCCCUUCCAGGGGCUCACCCAGCCAUGUGGCAUUUUUCUUUUAGCCUGAAGUUCUUCUCUCUGAGCUGUUUUGAUUUUUUUAGGUUUGUGCUAAAAGCUAUUGAUAAUGUAACAGCAGCAGGUGUGACCUUUGCAAGAGAUCAGGUGUGAGAGGCCCUGAGGGGCCAUGGAUUUGCCAGAAGAAAAUGGACAGGUCUCAGUGAUAGGGGAUGUAAUCAGGUGUCAGAACCCAGGUGACAGGAGGAAAAUUAACAGUAAAAUGGGACCCAGUUACUUUUUAGGUCAAAUUAGGAGUGACGAUAUGUCUGUACAUCUGUGUUCCCAUUUUAUUUUAGUUUUCUCCACUGAUUUUUUUUUCCAAAAGAUCAGUUUCCAAACCCUUUAUUUAGAACCUGAAUAAAGCACUCACCAUCCUCCAGGAA